UCGUUGUGUGUCGGCCUUCUAUCGCCCGUCGAUAUAUUUCUAUCUGCAAGUUUUUCUCAACAUAAGUUUUUUUUUAUGUUUAAGAAACAUAUACGAAAGCAGAAAUCAAUACAUUGCUAAAGUGCUAAAGCUAACCAGAAGAAAUUGAGACAAGAGCCUUGCAACUCCAGAACGAUAUAACUUAACGAAACAGCUAACGAGCAACAAACUGCAGACAUAAAGACUCACAUACACUCACGCACGCAAACGAUAAAAACGAAAGAAAAAAAAAAAAAACAAAAAAAAAAAAAUAGACGCAAAUUAUUUGAAAUAAGUUUGAAGUUAUCCAAAUAUUUUGAUGUCAUCAGAGAGCUGAUUCCAGCUCGAAUAAAGCCCCAAUACAUUAAGCUGCGCCAUUGCCCCUUCCAGUUCAGUAGCAUCCCGUGUACUUCUGUGCGUGUAUGUGUGUUGUCUCUGAUUGUUUUCUAUUGUGUGCGCAGUGCGUGCGUGCUUUUGGCUGAGGGGGCGGGUGGGACAAGUGCAACACCAGCAGCAGCUAAAGGAGUGAAAUCUGUGCAGCCAAAUCGGCAAAACAGACCUGUAUUUUGCGUCAUUGCAGUUGAACGGGCUCGAGUUUCUUUAAAGAAACGCGCGUCCAUGUUUAAGCUUUUGAUGCUGGCCGAGAUCAGGCGACGGCAAAUCGUUUAGCAGCAGCACAAAAAGGAGCAGCAGCACUGGCCAUGCUCCCUAUUAGCGAGGAGCAGCACGUUGAUAACAGCAGCAAUCAGCCACAUGCCGAGACCUCAGAUGAAGCUGCCGCAGCGGCAGCGAACGGUCUUGGUGUUGAGGAGUCGGCACUGGGCGCUGAUGCUAGCUUGUGGACGGCACUGUACGACUACGAUGCACAGGGCGAGGAUGAGCUGACACUGCGACGGGGACAAAUCGUUGUAGUCCUCUCCACGGACAGUGAAGUGUCUGGCGAUGUGGGCUGGUGGACGGGCAAGAUCGGUGAUAAGGUGGGUGUUUUUCCCCGCAACUUUGUAACAGACGCGGAUCCGUUGGAGUUGCCGCAUGAAAUCGACUACUCAGAGCUGGAUAUUAAGGAGGUGAUUGGAUCUGGUGGCUUUUGCAAAGUGCAUCGCGGCUUUUAUGAUAACGAGGAGGUUGCCAUUAAGAUAGCCCAUCAAACUGGCGAAGAUGAUAUGCAGCGCAUGCGUGACAAUGUCCUGCAGGAGGCCAAACUAUUCUGGCCACUUAAACAUCGUAAUAUCGCGGCACUGCGCGGUGUCUGUUUGAAGACCAAACUGUGUCUUGUCAUGGAGUAUGCACGAGGCGGCAGCCUGAAUCGCAUACUCGCUGGCAAAAUACCGCCUGAUGUUCUCGUCGAUUGGGCCAUACAAAUUGCUCGCGGCAUGAACUAUUUACACAGCGAGGCGCCCAUGUCUAUUAUACAUCGCGACCUUAAGUCCUCCAAUGUGCUCAUCUAUGAGGCCAUCGAGGGAAGCCAGUUGCAUCAUAAAACGCUCAAAAUAACCGACUUUGGCCUCGCCCGCGAAAUGUACAACACACAGUGCAUGAGCGCUGCUGGCACCUAUGCCUGGAUGCCGCCCGAGGUCAUUAGUCGAAGCAUGUACUCCAAAUCAUCGGAUGUGUGGAGCUAUGGCGUGCUCCUCUGGGAGCUGAUCACAGGCGAGACACCCUACAAAGGUUUCGACCCGCUCUCCGUUGCGUAUGGCGUCGCUGUGAAUACACUAACGCUGCCGAUACCAAAAACCUGCCCCGAAACCUGGGGUGCUUUAAUGAAAAGCUGCUGGGAAAGCGAUCCGCAUAGACGGCCCGACUUUAAGAAGAUUAUUGAACAGCUGGAGAGUAGCGCGUGCUCCAAGUUUACGCUAACGCCGCAGGAAUCCUUUCACCAUCUGCAGGAACUGUGGAAAAAAGAGAUCGCCGAGGUGCUGCACGAUCUGCGCGAAAAAGAGAAGCGUUUUCAAACCAUCGAAGAGGAACUGCGCAACAAGGAGGAGCAGCUGGUACUCAUGCAAAAGAAGCAGCUGGAGAAGGCCAAUAAGCUACAUGAGCUCGAGGAGCAGUUGCGUCAGCGCGAAAUCAAUAUACUCGGACGCGAGCUAAUGAUGCAGCCAGUCUCAGUACCUGUGCCGGUGCCAUCAAAGCGGAAGCCCAAAAAGAGUAAAAAGAAAGCACUGCAGAUAUCACUGCCAACGGAGUUCCGGCACACAAUUACGGCCGUCUGCGACAAAGUCGAGCCGCCAGGUUCGCCCUCCCUAUCCAGAUUGCGUAUUGUGACACUCACCGAUGGGCACAAAAACAAAACCUGGGGACCAUCGACAAUGCACCAGCGCGAGCGCUCGCUGCUGCCACCGCAGCUGGGCGGCCAGCCGGAGUGGCCGGCACAAAGCUCCACGCACUCAUCAUUCAGCAAGAGCGCACCGAAUCUGGACAAGAAGCAGCUAAAUGCGGCUGCCGCUGGGACAGCUGGAACUGCUGCGACAGCGUUAGCUGCAACAACAAAAUCUUCUCAGCUGCUGGGCAGCUCCAACGUGGGCAGCAUUGCUGGUGGCUCAACGCCCACAUCGCCCAUGUAUUUGGGCGGCAGUGUGGCGGCCAUGGGUGCGGUGGGCGCUGGUGUGGCCACAGGUAUGCCAUAUUUAAUACUGCAUACCAACAACAACAACAACAACAACAACCACAACAACAACAUCAACAACAACAACAACAACAAUAGUAAUCACAUUUUUAAUAACAACAACAACAACAACCACAAAACUAAUACCAACAGCAUAAUUUCAUCCAACGCCUCGCCACGAUUGAACGGCAAUCACAGCAACAACAACCACAACGUAGCAAACCGAAAGCCUGCCAAUAGCAUUUAUGGUCGCGCCCGCAGCCAGGAUUAUGGUCUGGAUAUGCCGUAUAGUGCUAACAAUGUUGUGCAUCUGCUCUCGGACGAUAGCUCCGAGACGGACACCCUAACGCCGACAACAGGCUGUUUUCAUUUCUUAAAAUCAAGCGCAUCCGCUGUUGCAAUGGCGCCCGUUGUAGGAGGCUCCUCCUAUGGCGGCAGCCUGGGCAACAGUCCGGCUGUAGGCCGCAAGAAACUCUCGCUGGAUAGUCAAUUUGUGCAGCCCGUUGCACAGAUGACGGGCGCAACGCCAGCGAUGAUAAUGUCGCCGUUGGUGCCCGUCUCGCAUGAGAGAGGCGAUAAUAAUACGUACGAUCGUGCCUUCUAUCGGGAUGUGACCAAGAAGAUAUUGGCCAGCACCGAUCGUGUGAAUUCCAAAUCGAGUGGUGACCUCACCAUGUACAGCUCCGCCACGCGCCUAACCGAGCCAAGGGCUGACUACAACUAUGAUGAUUCGGAGGAUGGGCUGGAGAGUCGCUUUCAGCGGAAUGCGUCCGGUUCGCAAUUUCCGCGUCACUGUUUUUUUCGGCAACAACCAAAUAGCUUUGACCGUGACAGGGAUGAGGACGAGCAGGAGCAAGAACGUGAAAUGGAAGAUGAGCAGCGCAAUAUUAACUCACAUUGCUCCUCGGAGCAUUCGUCCUCAACAGUAGACACCUCAGCAUCAGUUAGCCAGACGCGCCCCAAUUGCUCGACGUCGCGCAAAUGUUCGGUUACCUUUCAAAUGAACUCGCCCACAUUUGAGUCGCCGCCGCCGCAUACCAUACCUACAGCGACAGGUGAUGCGCAAAGCCAGCAUCAGGCGUCCAUUGCAUCCAUUAGCUUUGGCACCAACUACAGCUCCAGCGACAACGAUAACGAUGACGACUGGAACGAUCAUUUGAAUGGCAGCGAUAACGAAAACGAUAACGACGUUCACAAUGCGGACAAAGAUGUUGCUGCAGCGACAACUGCACAGAAUGGCGGCCACAUCCAUGAGAACUGUAUACUGCACACACGACGCAUGCUCGAUGUCCAGCCGCAUCCGGAUGUGAUCAAGAUGAAGAAGCAUCUGCUGGCCGAGCAGCAGCGACAGGACAGUAAGCAUACGAAGAAAAAGCAAAAACUCAGGUACAUGCCCAAAUCCAAGUCGGUGGAGGCGCCAGCCACAGCGCUGUCGAGCAGCCAACUGUUGUUGCAACAGCCGCCGCCGCAGCAGCACUCGACGAGUGGCAUCAAAAUCAGAUCCCUAAUGAAUCUGUUUACGCGCGGAUCCAAAAAGAAAUACACAAAACUGUCCGAUAAUCAAAUGGCCCCAACUGGCAGCGGAAGCGGAAGCGGCAGCACUGCCGAAUUUUGUGCCAUUGAUCCAUAUGAAACGGAACUGGCAACGGGCAAGUCCACAACGGGACGAUCCACGAAGCGCAAAAGCAAAAAGCCCCAAACGCAAUCCUGUGAGCAAUUGGAGCGUGUCUGAAUGUGCGUCUGUCAUGUGGUCACGACUGUGUCUCUGUCUCUGUCUCUGUGUGUGUGUGUGUGUGUGUGUGUGUGUGUGUGUGUGUGUGUGUGUGUAUCGGCUCUAUCUGACAGUUCUACUUGUUGUGGUGGUUGUUGUGGUCAACGCCGUGCAUCGUCGCAGUCCUGCAUCAAUAAUAAUACAAAUACACGUGCAUAUGUAUGCAUACAUAUAUAUAUAUGUAUGUAUGUAUGUAUGUAUGUAUGUAUGCUGCUAGCAACAAGCCCAUUGUUUUAUAUUAAAACCAUAGAUUAAGGCAUAUCAUGCACACACCCACACACACACACACACCCACACACACACACACACACACACACACACACACAUACAAGCACUAGCUGCUAACUACUUGCAUACAUAUAACAAUAACAAAUAACAAGGAACUAUCGUUUGUUCAUUUGAUCUUUUUACUGCUCCAUGUGUAAGCAAAGAUUUCGGCCAGGGCUCAAAGCAACUCCGAAAAUUAGCUAUUCGACUCGGUCAGAGAGUAUACGAUGCGAAUACCUUGAAAAAGUUGCGUCACGACUUUAUUUUACAUUUAGCGAAACGGUUGACUUCAUCUCGAAUCAGCUAGAAAAACGAACUUGAUGGAAAAGUCGUUGGAAAUCGUUUUUCUUACAAUCACGCUAAAAAUAUAUGUAUAUUGAUUCCAGAUAAAUGAGUUCCAGAGGUUAUGGGCUAAAGAGUUGGUUUUGAUGCGAAUAACUAAAAAUUGAUAUCGAAAAAAUUUCGCGUAACAAGCCAAAGAAGAGAUCUGAAGCGAACAGUUCAAAAAAAUGUACAUACCAGAGGACAGAGAUAUGAUGAGCUAGAGAACUUGCCAGACUGGCAAUAGAUUAGAUCUAGUCUGGAAUAUAAUACGACUUCUGGGAAACUAAAUAUGUGCUGUCUUUAAAAGAGUGCAGCGAAUUGAAAGCGAAAUAUUUUGAAAGCCUUAACUCAGCUCAGUUUGAAUAGACGUCAAACCUUAAGCGUAAAUGGAUAAUUCUGAGAUAUGGGACAGACCGGUGAAAGGUAGAAUCGAAACGGGAUCUGUAUAAUUGUUGAAUGAAAACAAAAUAGCCAGUCAAGUUAUUUAAUGUGUAUACGUAUAUGCUCAGGUCCAUUUAAAUAAUAUAUAUAUAUAUAUAUAUAUAUAUAUUUUGAUAUAUAUAAACGGAUUGCUUGUGUGUUCUCUGCUUACACGUUGGAGUUAAGAUUCGAAGAAUUGUUAGCAAUACUACAAAAUGAUGAUGUAUUCAUGAAACACUUUUCACAUUUAAGCGAACAAUUUCUAUUGUCUAUUCUAAACAUAUCUAAAAUAUACAAUAUAAAUAUAUAUAUAUAAACUAUUUAUAUACAUACGCGAAACAUUACAAACAUCUUAGUUCAGCUUAGCCUUAGUCGUAUGGCAUUUUUUUGUUUUUUUUUUUUUUGAGUUCGUCAAGAAAUUAGCCAGUUUUAGUCGAUUUCAGCUUCUUUUCGCUGUUCAUUUCCCAUCCUUAAGGUUUGUAGAUUUUCGUUUUGUGUGUUUGUGCAGUUUUAUUAACAUGCAUUGAUUUGCAAUUGGCCUUUGUCUACUUUUAGUAUUUGAUUUGAGAGAAAACAAAACGAAAACAGCAAAAAAAAAAAAAAAAAGGAAAAAAAAAAAA
This is a messenger RNA of Drosophila virilis, 6025 nucleotides long. Its product is annotated as mitogen-activated protein kinase kinase kinase. The record is from RefSeq and is a predicted model, not a curated record. Gene Ontology annotation, biological process: protein phosphorylation; signal transduction. Gene Ontology annotation, molecular function: protein binding; protein kinase activity; ATP binding. NCBI's taxonomy places the organism in Eukaryota, Metazoa, Arthropoda, Insecta, Diptera, Drosophilidae. Gene Ontology annotation, cellular component: cytoplasm.